GCGGCCCAGAGCAGCAUGGGAGAUGUAGUCCUCGGACCGUCUCCGCUAGCGGCUGCACAGCCCUCCCGGACCACCGCCGCCGCGCCAGCCGCCGCCCGGCCGGCGCCCUCCGGUUUCCUUCCUCCAGGGGGAAAAAUGUCCUUUGGGCCGCCUUCCAGGAAGCAGCAGGAUGUGCCGCUCCACUGUCAGUAGCAACAAGCUGCGCAAACCAUGCAGGAUGAUUUACUGAUGGACAAAAGCAAAACCCAGCCCCAGUCCCAGCAGCAGCGGCAGCAGCAGCAGCAGCAGCAGCAGCCCCAGCCCGAGCCCAGCGCAGCCGAAGUCCCGUCCACGCCCCUCUCUUCCGAGACCCCCAAGCCAGAGGACAGCAGCGCAGUGCCGGCCCUCAGCCCCGCCGCGGCCCCGCCGGCCCCCAACGGCCCCGACAAGAUGCAGAUGGAAUCGCCGCUCCUGCCGGGCUUGAGUUUCCACCAGCCCCCUCAGCAGCCGCCGCCGCCGCAGGAACCCGCGGCGCCGGGCGCGUCACUGUCGCCGUCCUUCGGCAGCACCUGGUCCACGGGCACCACGAACGCGGUGGAGGACAGCUUCUUCCAGGGGAUCACCCCAGUCAACGGGACCAUGCUCUUCCAGAACUUCCCGCACCACGUCAACCCAGUGUUUGGAGGCACCUUCUCCCCGCAGAUCGGCCUGGCGCAGACCCAGCACCACCAGCAGCCGCCGCCACCCGCGCCACAACCCGCGCAGCCCGCUCAGCCCCCGCAGGCACAGCCCCCGCAGCAGCGCCGGUCGCCCGCCAGUCCCAGCCAGGCGCCCUACGCUCAGAGGAGCGCCGCCGCGGCAUACGGCCACCAGCCCAUCAUGACCAGCAAGCCGUCCUCGUCCUCGGCUGCAGCAGCCGCCGCGGCCGCAGCCGCCGCCUCCUCCGCCUCGUCCAGCUGGAACACGCAUCAGAGUGUGAACGCCGCCUGGAGCGCGCCGUCCAACCCGUGGGGUGGCCUGCAGGCAGGUCGGGACCCUCGCCGGGCGGUCGGCGUGGGUGUGGGCGUGGGCGUCGGGGUACCUUCACCACUCAACCCCAUCUCGCCGCUCAAAAAGCCCUUCUCCAGCAAUGUGAUCGCGCCGCCCAAGUUCCCCCGCGCGGCCCCACUCACCUCCAAGUCCUGGAUGGAGGAUAACGCUUUCCGGACCGAUAAUGGUAACAAUCUGUUGCCAUUUCAGGACCGGAGUAGGCCCUAUGACACUUUUAACUUGCACUCGUUGGAGAACUCCUUAAUGGAUAUGAUAAGGACUGAUCAUGAGCCUCUGAAAGGUAAACACUACCCUCCCAGUGGCCCACCAAUGAGUUUCGCUGAUAUAAUGUGGAGGAAUCAUUUUGCAGGACGCAUGGGAAUAAAUUUCCAUCAUCCAGGAACAGAUAAUAUUAUGGCACUUAACAGUCGAUCUUCUCUCUUUCCCUUUGAAGACGCCUUCCUGGACGACAGUCAUGGCGAUCAGUCCUUGUCAUCUGGCUUAAGUUCUCCCACUCGCUGUCAAAAUGGGGAACGAGUAGAACGCUACUCUAGAAAGGUGUUUGUUGGAGGCCUUCCUCCUGAUAUUGAUGAAGAUGAGAUCACUGCCAGCUUUCGCAGGUUUGGACCUCUCGUCGUAGACUGGCCCCACAAAGCUGAAAGCAAGUCAUAUUUUCCUCCUAAAGGUUAUGCCUUUCUGCUGUUCCAGGAAGAGAGCUCAGUACAAGCUUUGAUAGAUGCCUGCCUAGAAGAAGAUGGGAAACUGUACCUGUGUGUGUCAAGCCCCACCAUCAAGGAUAAACCAGUGCAAAUUCGACCAUGGAACCUAAGUGACAGUGACUUUGUAAUGGAUGGUUCUCAGCCUUUGGACCCCAGAAAAACUAUCUUUGUUGGGGGAGUUCCACGACCCCUUCGAGCUGUUGAACUGGCAAUGAUCAUGGACCGUUUGUAUGGUGGUGUCUGCUAUGCUGGCAUUGAUACGGACCCAGAGCUGAAGUACCCCAAAGGUGCUGGCCGCGUGGCGUUCUCCAAUCAGCAGAGUUACAUUGCAGCUAUCAGUGCUCGCUUUGUGCAGCUCCAACACAAUGACAUUGACAAACGGGUGGAAGUGAAGCCAUACGUGCUGGAUGAUCAGAUGUGCGAUGAGUGCCAGGGCACGCGCUGCGGUGGAAAGUUUGCCCCGUUCUUCUGUGCCAACGUCACCUGUCUGCAGUAUUACUGCGAGUACUGCUGGGCAAGCAUCCACUCCCGCGCCGGGCGAGAGUUCCACAAACCGCUGGUGAAGGAGGGAGGUGACCGCCCUCGCCAUGUCCCGUUCCGCUGGAGCUGAGCCCAGGACAGACCCAGCCACAAGUACUGGAGUAGAUAACAAGGAGGGAAAAGAGAGGGCACUGCCUCAGGGCUUACAGUGUUCUGGAAAUCUGUGCAUUCGUUCUCGAUUUUUAAAGAAGAAAUGGGUCUUUUUAUUAUUAUUAUUUACAGUCAUAUUACUGAACUCAGUGUCCAGUAUAAUGCAGAAUUGCAGAGUGUAUAACGGUACUGAUUUGCACUUUGAUUCACACCUUUGUCUGCUUGGUACCUUCAUUUCUUACACCUGAUUUGUCACUCGUGACAGUACGUAGACUGCCAUUCUCAUCUGCGGCCACCAGGUUGACGUCUGUGAUUUUUUGUUGUUGUGUUGUUGUUCUGAUUGUUUUUGAACUGGAGCAUGCACUUAUUUUCAGAAACUUAGAGAGUUGCCCCUAGGAGAAGACUUACCAAAGGUAAUGCUCGGGAGUAGGUGGCAGAUGUAGCAAAAACUUCACAACAAUUCAGCAGUCAUUAGUUGGGGUCAUUUAGAGUAAGGAUAACCCUUAAUGAAAAUAAGCCUUUAGUUGCUCUCUAUUUUGACAUGUAAGGAUACCUCAUAAGCUGAAUCUUUAUUUUUCCUUCAUGUUUGAUUUUUGUUUUGCUAAGGAUUUUAGUUAGAUCUUUUAGUGUUAUGUAAAUUUAUGCUGCAAUAGCUUUUGCUGCUAUUAAAGUGGUAUUAUUAAUACCAUAAUACUCUAUUCAGGCUAAAGUAUCAAUUUAAAAAAAAACCCAACAACACACUUUUGUGAUUUAGGGAUAGAAUCAGCUGCCGGAAGGAGAUCAGAAGAGACUUGAGAAAGCUUCAACGGAAGGUCACUAUUUCUGACUGCAUGUUUACUUAAUCAGGUUGCUGCAUGCAAUAAAUUUUAUAUCCAAUGUCUAGUAUAAAACCUUCCCACAAUGCACAAAUUAAGAAUCUAUAUAAGCUAUAAAAUACUGAUUUUUUUUAAAAGAUUUUUCAUUCAAAGAAUUGGUAAUUGACUGGAGGAAGGCAUGCCUCAAUAAAUGGAAUGCUUCUGAAAUUAGGAAGAGCCCAUACAGAAUGGCCUAUAUUACAACCAAUAUAAAAGCUAGGUGUAGGAUAUUCUUAAAGCAAAUUCGUGGAUGGUAGAUGAAGUACUUUGCGGUGCUCUGUUAUAUAUUGUGCAAUUUAUUUUAUAUAGUAAAGUGAUUAUGUCUAACUGUGAUCAAACUUAACUGUUUAAAGCCUCUGUGUCAGACAUUAACGAACUUGACAGUUCCUAACUGGUAUAUUAUUAACUAACACAUGAGCUCUUAGUUACAAUCUCCUAGUGCUUGCACCAUUUUACAUAGCUUCAGACCUUGUCCAGAAAACCAAAGAGCUCAUCUUAGCUUACAAACACUAGGAAUAUAUACAGUAUAUAGAGAUAAGUUGUCAGAUUGACAAACUAGGCACAUUUUAAGAAAGUUGCGAGAUGGUGAUGCUAAAGAAAUGUCUGUGCAAACUAAGAUGGCCUGGGCAGGGUUGGUUGUCUGGGUGAGAAAUUAACUACUUAAUUCCCUGGGUUUAUCCUGUAAAGCUUGAAUAGAAUGAAGACCUGCUGGGACUGCCAUGGACAUUUUUAGCAUUCACUCUUGGGCUGCAGAUAGUAAUAUAUAAACACACACAAUGAUUGUGAGACUAUGUAGAUCUUUUUUUUAAUCUUCUUCCUAUGUUUUGGAAUUCUGGGGACAAUCUGACUGGAUAUGACACUGCAGAAUAGAUUCAAGUCGCUGUUUUAUGUGCUGUGAUGUCCGUGUACUGUCUUAAGUUAAUAUUGCUUGUUUUUGUUUUGUUCUGUUUCUCCAGUGUUUAGUUGCAAUUACCAGCUCUCAAACUAUAGUUUGUUUUCAAAAAGGAAAAACAAAAUAGUUUUUUACUGGAUUAAAAAUGCUUAUUAGAAUUCUCCCCUUUUGAGGUUACCUCUGGGCUUUUUGGUAAUAAUUGCUUUUUUCCAGCCCAGCUGUGGUUUUCUGUUUGUUUUUUUUCUAUGUUUGUGGUUUUUUUCAUCUGUACAAGAAAUUUUGUUAUGCACUACUACUUUUUGUAUUCUAGACAGUUUUCAAAAGUUGGCUGAAGAUUUUUUUGUUUGUUUGUUUUUAAGGAAAAAGGCAUGCUUUCUGACUGACAUGAUCUUUUGCAAUACCUCAAUUUUGAAAUAUAGGAAAGAAAAUGAUAUUUUCUAAGUAAGUUUAUUCAGAAAAAUAUAUAUUAAUUUAAUUCUGCAAGAAAAAUGAUUUAACAGAUGGGUAACUUUAUUUUUUUCAUGCUUAUUUGUGUUUUUUGAAAAUGAAGAAGUUAGAGCUUUAUAACUAUAAUAUUAAAGAUCAUAUCUAACCUACAGAAAUCUACCUAAUUAUGUGAAAGAAGCAAAAUGUUUUGAAGAAGCACCCCUCUUUCAUGUACUAAAAUAACACUGAGAUAAAAAAAAAAAAACCAAGCUGGGAGAUUGUACAGCAUAAAGCUAACGUGAAGGCAAAAAACCAUUGUUGUGAAGAACAGGUUCCAAAAGCGAAACUCCAUUUGGUGCUGAAAGUUGUGAAUAGAUGGUGGAAACGACUUUCCCUUAAUUUGUAUAUUUAUAAUCAAGCGUUGAUUGUGCACGACUGACCAGGAUUGUGAAAGAGUUCUUCUGUUUGUAUUUUUUUAAAGAGAACUUUUUUAGUUUAUUAAAUUAUAACAUGUUCCCUUUUGUUUUGUAAAUAAAUGUGCCCCCAAGUUGUUAAUGUUAUAUUAAAAGAGAGGGUCCUUCAAAAAAGAAUUAUUUUUUAACACACAGAGGUGUUCUGACCUGCAGCUUGACUGGGGAGCCCCUGAGUAUCACAGGGCCUGCUGUGGCCUUUCCUUGAUGUGACACUUGAACUAGUCGAUUUUUUGAAGGCUAUAACCUAACCUCGACUAUUUGUUGUUAUGUGCAAUACUGUUUGUACUGUUUGUAUAAAAAAUAGAAAAAAAAAGAAAAGAAAAAAGGCAUAAAUCUUUAUUGCAGAUUUAUUUUCAUUGCAAACUUUAGACAUUGUGAUUCACUGAAAUCAUUUUUCUACUGUCAAAUAUGUACCUUUUCUUCAUGCUGGUAUUUUUUCAAUAGUAAUGUAGCCUUUGUACUGAGACAAAUUUUCAUUGUUAUUUUUAGAAAGAUUUUUUGCUAAGAAAAAAAUUAAACAUAUUUACAUAUUUUUCAUUUUAUUUCGUAUUUUCUUUAAGGAGUGCUUUCUCAAUCAUUAAUAGAGUUGUUUCUGGGAGGGACUUUCAUAUCUGGUCAAUGUCAUAAUAUUAUUUUGUAUUUUUACUUGGAAUAAAUUAAUUUUAUGAUGCUAAUUCUUUAAAAGUUUAUUUUUUUCAUUUUCAGUUAUUUUUGAAGCUAAAACCUUUGUAAUAUUGUUACUAAAGUGUCUAGUUUUUUGAAAUGCAAAGCUUUAUGUAUUAACUUGCUGAUGUGGUUUACAAUAGUGUGACAACGAUGAAAAUGGUUGGUUAUGUAAAGUGAUUGGAAAAUGUAAUGGAUAAUUGGGUAAUAAAAUGACAGAAUGAGCAGAACA
This is a messenger RNA of Equus quagga, 5897 nucleotides long. RefSeq names its product cytoplasmic polyadenylation element binding protein 3 (gene CPEB3). Gene Ontology annotation, biological process: negative regulation of cytoplasmic translation. NCBI's taxonomy places the organism in Eukaryota, Metazoa, Chordata, Mammalia, Perissodactyla, Equidae. Gene Ontology annotation, molecular function: translation factor activity, RNA binding; mRNA regulatory element binding translation repressor activity; mRNA 3'-UTR binding. The record is from RefSeq and is a predicted model, not a curated record. Gene Ontology annotation, cellular component: nucleus; synapse; neuron projection. Bases 211 to 2337 code for a protein of 708 amino acids. The transcript is spliced from 10 exons.